AUUAUGAAACGGCUGGAAUAAUUUAUGAGGUACUCCGUAUUAUCACCCAACCUGCCUGUGUGCCUGCAGUCCUAUCUUCUACAGUAGUUCCACUCUCUCCAGUAGUCCAGUUCUCCUCUAUCCUGUUCGCGGGUGAAACUGAAAUUCUGUUGCCCAAAUUUCAAAUAUCUUUCAGACUGACAAAUUUGAAAAUAUUGUGUAAGUCCCCAUUUCUUAUUCUUAUCUAUCUCUUUUAUCUUUCUUCUAUAAUCAAGAACCAGUUUUAUUCAAAUUUUGAUAUAUUCCAUUAUAGAACUGUUCAAUUAUAAUCAUAAGAGUGACUUUUUCUGCCAAAAGUUCCAAUUUUGUAAUAUAGAUAAGGUAGAAAUGGAUGUAUUAUCAAGUGGAUUUUAUGGUGAAACAUGUUUAAAACCCUUGUUUUUGAAUGAGAAAUCUAGUUCAAAGUUGGGUAGAAUAAGAAAUGGAGUUUUGGAUAGAAAGGUGGAAAUUGGGUGUUUUGGUAGAAAUUAUGAGGGUUUUAGGAAAAUUGGUGUUUUUGCUGUUAAGGCUAUAGAUGAGAAGCAACAAGAGCCUGAAGUAGAUGAUUGGAAACUUGAAUUUUUAGGGAAACGCCGCCCUUUAGGUUCCAAACCCCUCGAAAAGAAGAAACCGGGGAAAUCGAGGUUGUUGGGGGAUUCAGAUAGUAUGGAUUGGUGUGUGAGGGCAAGGAAAGUUGCAUUGAAAUCGAUUGAGGAUAGAGGGAUGGCGCGAGUAAUGGAGAAUAUGGUUAGUCGAAAGGUGAAAAAGAAGAAAAAGAAUAAGAAAAAUAAGAAGAUAAUAGACAAGAAAGUUAAGGUAGAUGAGGAGGACUUUGAUUUUGAUUCUGAUGAUGAGGAUGAUGUGAGCCCUGUAGAUAAUGUGGAUCACCUACGCAGUGCGGUUGGUAUGCUUGGGGAUGGGAUGUUUGAGGAGAAAAAGAAGGAAACAAUGGAGACAUUUAUUCAGAGGUUGUCACAGUUUAGUGGUCAGCCGUCUGACCGGAAAAAAGAGGUUAAUUUAAAUAGAAUGGUUGUAGAUGCCCAAACAGCACAAGAGGUGUUGGAGGUGGUUUCUGAGAUGAUUGUUUCUGUUGGAAAAGGCUUGAGUCCUUCCCCGCUCUCUCCGUUGAAUUUAGCUACUGCUAUUCAUAGGAUUGCUAAGAACAUGGAGAAAGUGUCGAUGAUGGAAACUCGAAGGUUGGCCUUUGCCCGUCAAAGGGAGAUGUCUAUGCUUAUUGGUAUUGCGAUGACUGCAUUGCCAGAGUGCUCAGCACAAGGUAUUUCGAAUAUUGCAUGGGCGUUGUCCAAGAUUGGAGGUGACCUUCUGUAUAUGACGGAAAUGGAUAGAGUUGCAGAGAUUUCCAUGGCCAAAGUUGGCGAGUUUAAUUCCCAAAAUGUGGCUAAUGUUGCUGGUGCAUUUGCCUCAAUGAGACACUCUGCACCAGAUCUCUUUGUAGAGUUGUCUAAGAGAGCUUCUGAGAUAAUUCAUACUUUUCAUCCGCAAGAGCUUGCUCAAUUGCUGUGGGCUUUCGCUUUCUUAAAUGAACCAGCUGAUCAUUUGCUUGAAGCUUUAGACAAUAUGUAUAAGGAUCAAGAUCAGUUUCAAUGCAGAUCAAUUAGGGGUUCAUUAAGUCAUGAUGAAGCUGAAAUUGCUAAUUCUGUAGGUUCGAAUCCUCUUAUCCUUAGAUUUAAUAGGGACCAGCUUGGAAAUAUAGCUUGGUCUUAUGCUGUUCUUGGUGAGAUGAACCGCAAUUUCUUUUUUAAUGUGUGGAAAACUCUGCAAAAUUUUGAGGAAGAAAGAAUUACAGAUCAGUACAGGGAGGAUGUUAUGUUUGCAUCUCAAGUCUAUUUGGCAAAUCAGUGCUUGAAAGUUGAGUACUCUCAUCUUCAGCUCUCUUUAAGGAGUGAUGUCGAGGAGAAGAUUGCUCGUGCUGGGAGAACUAGGAGAUUUAAUCAAAAGGUUACGUCAUCAUUCCAAAAAGAGGUUGCUCGUUUACUUUUCAGCACUGGGCUUGAAUGGGUGAGAGAAUAUGAAUUGGAUGUGUACACAUUAGAUGCAGCCUUAAUUGACAAGAAAGUGGCUCUUGAAAUUGAUGGACCUACUCAUUUCUCCAGAAAUUCAGGAGUCCCUCUUGGAAAUACUGUGUUGAAACGGCGAUAUGUUGCUGCUUCUGGUUGGAAUCCUGUGUCAGUUCCUCAUCAAGAAUGGGAAGAACUCGAAGGAAGUGUUGAGCAAGAAGAAUACUUGAGACAAAUUUUGAAGGAUUAUGUUGGUUGAGAUUGUACUUGAUCCUGGGGUCAAAGCAGCAAUUGUCAAGUACCAAGCAAUCUGGGAUAACAUUACAUGAUUUACUCGUUUGAAAAUUAGUCAAUUUUAAUCAAGUCAAUUUUUGUAUAUUAAUGCUCAUAACAUUUGUAAUUAUGGUUUACUACUUGUAAAAUUGAUUAUAUUUUAUAGGAUCUUUAUCUACUCAUUAGCUUUGAAUUCCACCAAUGUUUACACUUGAUUAGACAUAUCAACCUUGAUUAGUCCUAAA
Molecule: messenger RNA, 2554 nt
Organism: Chenopodium quinoa (quinoa)
Lineage: Eukaryota; Viridiplantae; Streptophyta; Magnoliopsida; Caryophyllales; Amaranthaceae
Product: RAP domain-containing protein, chloroplastic-like
Exons: 3
Coding region: 367-2295 (642 amino acids)
Biological process (GO): mitochondrial RNA processing; chloroplast rRNA processing; regulation of mitochondrial mRNA stability
Cellular component (GO): mitochondrial matrix; chloroplast; ribonucleoprotein granule
Molecular function (GO): RNA binding
Source: RefSeq, a predicted model, not a curated record